GGACUACGGACAACGCCGGUUGACGAUCUGGGAGAACGAGAGGCGGAGAAGAGGUUGACCGGCAUAGAUACUGGCUAGAUAUUGGAACAACCGGCUCAACAGGUCCCACAAUCGGGGAUCAAUACUUGUCCGCGUGUGCGGAUCCUCAUUCCUCACAAGCACGUACUCACGUAGCGUGCCAGGGGCCUGAGGAGCGGUAUAUAAAGGAUGGAUCUGUCAUGGAGGUCGACGUUCUUUAACAUUCUUCAGUCACUUCACCUCUUCACCCCAUCAUCAAAACUUCCUCAAGCUCGUCAAUAAUUCCCGUCAUCCUCGUUUCGCAUCACCAUGAUCUGCAAUAACAAAUCUGUCUCCUUCAACCCCGCAAAGGACAUCCCACCCCUCACGGACAAAGUAAUCCUCGUCACGGGUGGCAACAUCGGCCUCGGCAAGCAAGCCGUGCUCGAGUACGCCCGGCAUCAACCCCAACUCAUCUGGCUCGCCGCCCGCAGCACAGAAAAAGGCAACGCCGCAGCCGCCGAAAUCCGCCAAGCCGUCCCCGACGCCCCCAUCCGCGUUCUCGAGCUAGACCUCGCCUCCUUCGCGUCCGUCAAGCGCACCGCCGCCACCGUGCUCUCCACUUCCACCCGCCUCGACAUCCUAAUGCUCAACGCAGGCAUCAUGGCCCAACCCCCGGGGCUCACAGCCGACGGCUACGAGCUACAGUUCGGCACCAACCACAUGGGCCACGCGCUACUCACCAAACUGCUCCUCCCUCUCUUGACCCAAACCGCCACUUCUUCUUCUUCAAGUUCUUCAUUAUCCGCAGACGUCCGCGUCAUCUCCCUCUCCUCCCACGGGCACAUCUACGCCCCCAAGCCAGGGAUCAACUUCUCCCUUCUCAAAACCCCCGCGGAAGAUCUAGGAUUCGUCGGACGCUACUCCCAAAGCAAGCUCGCCAACGUGCUCUGGGCGCGGCAGCUGGCGAGGCAAUACCCAUACCUCACGGUGGCGGCCGUGCACCCGGGGAUGGUGAACACGCAGCUGGUGGAGAACGCCACGGGCACGCCGGCGUUUGUGAGGAUGCUGGUGAGGGUCGGGAGGCGGCUGUUCAGCGAGGUCGAGGACGGGGUGCGGAACCAGCUGUGGGCGAGUGUGGCGGCCGGGGUACAGAGUGGGGGUUACUACGAGCCGGUGGGGGUUCCCGGCGGGGAGAGUGCGUUGGCGAAGGAUGAGGGGUUGGGGAAGGGGUUGUGGGAGUGGACGGAGAAGGAGUUGGAGCGGCAGGGGAUUUAG
Messenger RNA from Chaetomium strumarium, 1275 nucleotides. RefSeq lists its product as uncharacterized. Lineage: Eukaryota; Fungi; Ascomycota; Sordariomycetes; Sordariales; Chaetomiaceae. The record is from RefSeq and is a predicted model, not a curated record. The transcript has a single exon. Bases 328 to 1275 code for a protein of 315 amino acids.